UUCCAAAUAUGGUGUUAGUCUGCCAUGUGGUCUGUCCCCACCCCUUACUGUUUGCUGCAACGAGGUCCUUCUCAGCAGAAGGGUCCAACGUAAAGCGGAGCUUUUUUUUUUUUUUUUGCAGAUCUGUAAACACCAUGGAUAGUACUCGCUCAGUUCAGACGUCGUUUUCAUCGUCCCUGCGGGUAGUGGAAGUAGACAGCGUGGUAAAUGCAUCUCCUCUAGUCUUUGUGUAACUGAAGGGCGUGUUUCUGUACCACUAUUCUACAAAGGAACUGUUUCUAUCUCAGGCUGUUCAUCAGAUUGCAGUCUGCAGAGAUCCCAAGUGGCUGGAAUGGAGGAGGAGGAGGCCCAGUGCUUCCUGAAGAAGCUUGUGGAGGAAUUCCCUGCUGCUCUGAAAGAAGACGCUCCUCUGCCGGUCAGCUCCCUGAGUCGGAGAGUCUCACUGGAGGAGCUGCAAGGAGAGAACCUGGAGCUGGGCCAGAGGCUGCUGGCUGCUCGGGGAGCUCCCUCAGGCCUCAGGGUCCUCCUCUGCCAAGCAGCGGUCACCCAGCUUCUGAAGGACGACCUGUCUCCGUUUCACUGUCCACCGGAAGCUCAGGCAUACCUGGAAGAUGAGGAAAAAGUUGUCUUGCUCGAGUCGGAAGCAGUCCAGCGGCUCUUCCUGAACCAUCUGAUAGGUGUAGCACUCAGAUGGAACCAGGAGCUCCCUUCCUCCCUGCCUCCUCCCAGCUUUCAGUGUUCUGUUCAUGCUAUCAAGAACACAAGGAGGAAGAUGGAGGACAAGCAUGUGGCGCUGACUGAAUUCAACCAGCUCUUUGGCAUUCAGGAUGGAGUAGAGCGGGCCUACUACGCUGUGUUCGACGGUCACGGGGGAGUGGAUGCUGCCAUUUACGCUGCCACUCAUCUCCAUGUUACUCUGAGCAAACAGGAGACACUGCAGAGUAACACCAGCAUGGCUUUUAAAACUGCCUUCAAGAAAACAGACAACAUGUUCAGACACAAAGCCAAGAGAGAGCGUCUGCGGAGUGGGAGCACAGGAGUGGCCGUGCUGAUUCAUGGCCAGCAGUUGACCGUGGCUUGGCUCGGAGACUCUCAGGCAAUGUUGGUUAGAAAAGGACAGGUUGUCACACUCAUGGACCCCCACAAACCAGAGAGAGAGGAUGAAAAACAGAGAAUAGAAGAUCUUGGGGGUUGUAUCACCUUCAUGGGUUGCUGGCGAGUUAAUGGCACCUAUGCUGUCUCCAGAGCCAUUGGCGACUUCGACCAGAAGCCGUAUGUGUCUGGGGACGCUGAUUCUUCAACCAUCCAGCUGUCAGGGGACGAGGACUAUGUGCUGCUGGCGUGUGAUGGCUUCUUUGAUGCCAUCAAACCUUCCGAGGUCCCAGAUCUGGUUGCUGAGGCGCUCCGGGGUGCUGAUGACUCUGAGACUGGAGGGAGUCUUCCACCAGAACACGCUGAAGAUGGAGUGGGACACAGAGUUGCUGAGAGAUUGGUAGGUGAUGCCAAGGCGGCAGGGUCCAGCGAUAACAUCACAGUGAUGGUGGUGUUCCUGCGUCCGCCUGGCCAGCUGCUGGCUAACUCAUAAACCCAGCUGCAUCCAGAGGAAAGGAACCAUGCAGCUCGCCUCAGGACACACUCAGCCCUCUACAGGCAGCCAGACUAACCCAGAAUCCUCACAUCUGACAUAUCCACAGCUAAUAUCUGUGCUAGACUGGCACAUGACUUGGCUUUUUACUCAAGAAAUCAUGCAAAUUCAAUGUUAUAUGAACUUAUGUGCACUCUAAGUGGAAAUUAUUGUUGAUAUCAAAAUAUACACAGUCCUGUGGAAUUGACAGUGUUUUACAUUUACAUCAACACAUAUAUAAAAAAUAAUGAUAACUGUUUCCACCACUAUUAGACAUACAUACUGUACAAUUCAAUGGUAAACAUGCAUCAGUUAGUGGAGAAAUCUUCAGUAGCUUGGUUGUAAGUGUGCACCUUGUUAAACUAAAUGUUUGUUUUGUGCACUUUUUGAUCCACCAAACACUGAUGAACCUGAUGCAGCUCAGCUGUCCUAGCAGGAGUGUCCUGACAUUUGCGUCAUUUACCUGAAGCUCCCUACUGGAGCUGUAUGUUGUGACUUCAGCUGUCUUUUGAAUUUUCCAUGGACAGAGAGCAUCACCAAAAGAACACCAGUGAAGCAUGGAGGUGGCAGCAUCAUACUGUGGGGCUGCUUUUCUUUAGAUGGCAGAGGGAUUUUUGAAAAGGUGACUGAUCAAGUUAGCAGUCAACCUUUACCCAAAAACUUCAGGUCUCUGCUGCCAAGAUUUCCCGCUGUGAGUCCAAGAUCCAGAUCAACUGAAGUGUAAACUAUCAGACACAGAACGUUUUGGAUCUGACGGAGUUCAGAUCCAGGCUGUCAGGGUAAAUACUGCUAAGUGAAGAUGUGGCUGCUGUAGAGACUCCUACUGCAGACUGGAUGAUGCGGUAGGAGUCGUCCUACCGCAUCAUCUGUUGGAUUAAAAGAAUUAGGUCAGCGUGUGUCCACUUAUGUUAGGUUAUUUGUCCUUUUUUAAGUUUUAUAUUCCCCCCACUCCCAUCCCUGUCCCCACCAAAAUAACAUUUGCAUUAUAGAGGCCUUAUGUCACAUUGAAGAUGUAAAAGGUUUUGAAACAAUUUAUCAUGGUUUCAUUUUGAUAUUUUAACUUUUUAACAGGAGCGUAUAAACUUUUGAGAGUCACAGUUGUUAACUUUGCCGGGUGAUGUGUGUAUUGUGUGUUGUAUAUAGGGAUAUUGGUGCUAAUAGUCCCAUAAAUCAAACCCAGAUAAUUAAAAGCCAUCCCAGCCUGAAAGAUGGACUGGUCAUCAGGUUGUCGCUGGACAACACAGACAAAGAAACAUACACACAUUCCCAUGCAAGCACACACACACACACACACACACACACACACCCCCACACCCCCACCCACCCACCUGAGGAAAGUUGAGAGUGUUUUGUGUUUAGACAUUGGGAGGAACCUGGAGUACCCAGUGAGAACAUGUAUGCACAGGGAGACCAUGCCGACCCACUGCAGACAGGUCAGUAGGGACCAACACACUCCCAACUUAACUGUCAGGGUCUGUCCCGAUGGCCGCGUCCCGCCUGCUGCCUGCCGACUGGGCUGUCAGGGUCCAACUAGGCUUUUAGGGACAGACUCCGUCUUCAGGGUCCAACUCGCCGCUGGGACCCAACUCCACCUUCAGAGUCCGACUCCUUCAUUGACUCGGCCGUCCGGUCCUGACUCGGCCUAGAGGUUCCAAACUAACUGGGCCAAAGAAACCGCUUUGGCCUGGUUGGUUCUGGAUGCAGAGUCUGCUGGUGUUAACCAGCCCCCUGCUGGAGUCCUUCAGGUCCUUACCUGAUCUGUUCUGAUCUGAUCUGCUCUGACCAGAUCUGGUGAUGAUAUGACCAGUACCUGUUGGCAGACCCAAGUGCCAACAGGUACUUAAUAUCUGUACCUGUUGGCUAACUACCCGUUGGCAUAGAAAUGUUGCUAACAUAUCUGUUACUAACAGUGCUGCUUCCUGUCUGACUCCAGUGAGUCAGACAGGAAGCAGCACUGACCUCUGAAUGUCCUGUGGACUCUCACUGGAGGCGCUGAGCGGUCCAGCUCACACACAUCUCACUCUCUUCAGGGACUUUCCAAACAGGAAGUCCCAUUUGUUCAGUCUGAGCAUGUCAGAGGAUGCAUGCAUGUGUGUGUCCAUGUGAUUUCUCUUUAAGAAAUGUGAUGCCAGCAGCUAAUGGUUGGUCCAAAGCCAACAUGCUUAGGCUUGAUCAGUAUUUCAGUUUGCUGCUGUUUGCAAAACUGGCAGAAUUAGCAGAGACUUCCUGCUUUGACAGGCCCACACAGGCAUGUUGGGCCUGCAGCCACACUUAUAUACAACACAUAAACAUUUAACCUACAUAACCCUCAGCCAACUUUAUCAGAUUUAAUAUAUUGAUUUAUUUAGAGGAGGUUAAGUUACAGUUUAGAAAGUUUUAUUUUACCAAGGCUUAGUUAUACUGUGGUGGUGAGACUGUUACAUUUUUAAUCUGAAUGCUUUUCAGACUUCAUCUACUUAAUCUUUUCUGUUGGUGUUGUCAGUGUUGAGGGCUACUUCUUGAUGGAUUUGUAUGUUUUGGAGGUGAAUAAACUAAAAGUCUCAUGUGCCACAUAGAUCAGUUGGAACCUCUUUCAGAUCAGAGUUGCUAGAUUACAGAUUGAAAUUAUGACCUGAAAGGGGCUACAGUUGUGAGGAAUGCUCAACUUUUUUAACCAUCGUGUAAAAGAUGGCCAGACUCCAAACUGUGUUCUGAGACAAAGUAUUAAAUGCGUCUUUUAUCUACUAAGAAAAUGCUGAUGUUAAGCAUGUUGGAUUGUGUACUGAUUCUCAUUCUGUUGGUAUUCUAAUCUAAUAUUUACUCCUGUUUGAUGAUUCUUUUAUAAAAAAAUGAAUGAUUUUUAGAAAUGGUUCUGAACCAUAUCCAACUGGAUGUGAUGUCAGAAUCUCAUUGUACUCUCUUACACUGUGGAUUACUGACAUGGUUGGCUUUGCAGUUUUGUAUUCACUAAUGACUAAAUAAAAGACUCCAAACAAGACA
Molecule: messenger RNA, 4603 nt
Organism: Poecilia latipinna (sailfin molly)
Lineage: Eukaryota; Metazoa; Chordata; Actinopteri; Cyprinodontiformes; Poeciliidae
Gene: ppm1f
Product: protein phosphatase, Mg2+/Mn2+ dependent, 1F
Exons: 8
Coding region: 332-1585 (417 amino acids)
Biological process (GO): negative regulation of protein kinase activity; protein dephosphorylation
Cellular component (GO): nucleus; cytosol
Molecular function (GO): cation binding; protein serine/threonine phosphatase activity
Source: RefSeq, a predicted model, not a curated record